Trichophyton benhamiae CBS 112371 is the source of this 1548-nucleotide messenger RNA. RefSeq lists its product as uncharacterized. NCBI's taxonomy places the organism in Eukaryota, Fungi, Ascomycota, Eurotiomycetes, Onygenales, Arthrodermataceae. Gene Ontology annotation, molecular function: transmembrane transporter activity. The transcript has 4 exons. Gene Ontology annotation, biological process: transmembrane transport. The coding region runs from base 1 to 1548 and encodes 515 amino acids. The record is from RefSeq and is a predicted model, not a curated record.
AUGGGAGAGCCAACGAGCCCAUCCAGCAUACCUGAAACCACUACACAAUGUACCAAUGGAAACCUAGCCGCGAAAAAGGUUGAGGGAGAUGCCCAGCUCGAGAGGGUAAAAGCCAACCAGCAAUCUACAGACCCCAAUAUUGUUGACUGGGACGGGCCUGAUGAUCCGGAGAACCCACUCAAUUGGUCAUCAACAAGGAGAAUUCUGAUCAUCAUAUUUGUGAGCUCUUAUACGUUUACCUCGAAUCUAGCCGCAACGAUAUUUGCCCCCGGGGUAAAGCAAAUGACACAUGAGUUCCACAUCACCAAUCCUACCGUCGAAUACAUGAUAAUAAGCAUUUACGUGCUUGGAUUUGCUCUAGGUCCGAUAAUAUUUGGGCCUCUCUCCGAAUUAUAUGGCCGCCUUGUCAUUUACUACACAUGUAUCCUGGUAUUCCUGGCCUUCACUGCAGGAUGCACAUUCAGUACCAAUGUGGAGAUGUUCCUUGCCUUUCGAUUUAUAUGCGGCUGUGCUGCCUCCGGUCCCAUGAGUAUAGGAGGUGGCACGUUAGCUGAUAUCAUCCCUCAGGAGGAGCGAGGAAGAGCUAUAAGCAUAUUCACUCUGGGGCCCAUGCUAGGCCCUGAUACUCCUACUGCAGCUAGGUUAGGUUUGAUUCUAAUAUAUUCACAGGCUGGUGUUAUUAGCAUCGGUACUUUCUUGUUUCUAAAGGAGACGUACGCACCAACCAUAUUGCAGAAAAAGGCUAAACGCCUGAGAAAAAAGACAGGAAACCCAAAUCUCAAACCGAAAGUCGUCAAAAAGGGGGCUCCUCAUCAAAUGAUCCUCCAGGCAAUUAUCCGUCCGAUGAAGUUGCUCAUUUUCUCACCUAUAGUUUUACUCCUUGCCCUAUAUGCAGGGCUAGUAUAUGGCUUCUUUUUCCUGCUGUUCGCUACUUUCCCAUCAGUAUUCCAGAAUACUUAUGGAUUUAGCAGUGGGACGUCUGGCCUUGCAUACCUAGGUCUAGGUAUUGGGAUGAUGAUAGGUUUGGCUGUAUUUUCCGUCGUGAGUGAUAGGGUGCUAGUUAAGAAACCGGGUGAGUCCAUGGCCAAACCAGAACAGCGUUUGAUUCCGAUGAAAUGGUUCGGCCUUGCAACCCCAAUUGGCUGUUUCAUAUAUGGCUGGGCCGCGCACUACCAUACACACUGGACGAUACCGAUAUUAGGGACAGUUAUCAUGGGGUUUUCAUCGCUGUUUAUAAUGACCCCAGCCCAGAUUUACUGUGUUGAUGCAUUCGGACCGCAGGCCGCCGCCUCCGCACUUGCUGCCAAUCUACUCAUCCGCUCGCCGUUCGGUGCCUUUCUCGACCUUGCUGCAGGACCACUAUAUGGAAAGCUAGGAUUGGGUUGGGGGAAUACAUCAACGGUAGAAUUCAGUAGAGGUCGGGAGACAGUAAAGGGUGGAGCUCUAGAAUAUACUCCUGUAUAUCUAUUCGAUUCGCCACCUUUAGGCAUGAUCAUGACAUCAAUCAUCGAGAAUAAAGUACAAAAAUUCAUUGAAUUCAAUGGCUAA